Messenger RNA from Fusarium odoratissimum NRRL 54006, 2004 nucleotides. Its product is annotated as proteasome component PUP3. The transcript has 3 exons. Lineage: Eukaryota; Fungi; Ascomycota; Sordariomycetes; Hypocreales; Nectriaceae. Gene Ontology annotation, biological process: proteasome-mediated ubiquitin-dependent protein catabolic process. Gene Ontology annotation, cellular component: proteasome core complex, beta-subunit complex; proteasome core complex. The coding region runs from base 713 to 1288 and encodes 191 amino acids. The record is from RefSeq and is a predicted model, not a curated record.
CUAAAUCUCGAUUGUCUACUAAGGUAUGUUAAGUAGUUCACCUGGAAAGAUCUCCGGAGUAUCGAGUGCUCGGAAUUUACGGCACCUCUAUAUGAUCAUUUGAAACACAUGGAAGCUUCUGUGAAUCAGAGUCUGAAAUAGCUGUUUUGUACUAAUCGUUCCUCUCUUCUCCAAAUGCGAUUUCGAACUCUACCAUAUGUUCGCUUAUGUAAUUCAAGUAACUGAGCCUCAGCCGCCACAGCUUGUAGGCUGCUCUAACAGACGUGGACCUGCUUGUACCCGGCCACGCCAGACCGUGUUUGCCUUGCAGCCCGCCUGUACGUACCACGGACCUUAGCAGCAACCUCAUUGCACUGCACCUUCUGUAGCUCCAACCCAGUGACGGGAGCUUCAACUGUCCAACUCGCACUCCAUCCACUCCACGCCGGCUGCUCUUCUACAACCCCACGACGCGAAGAUACGAUACGAAUUAGCGACUGCAAAGCUUGCGGUUUCACAUAACGAAUCGCCGCCUCCCUUGUUCCCGAGUUCCUCUCGAUAAGACGGCCGCUGGUUGACGUCGAUUCCCCGACCUCGCAUCUACCUUCCUACCUUCAAGAAGUCAUCAUGUCAUCUCCUUUCUCGAUAAGUUCGUCUCGGUCGCCUGCCAUUAUACCAGCCUUCAUCCAUAGCUAACCUCCCUCUUCUUCCAGACGGCGGCGCCUGUGUCGCCAUGGUCGGAAAGGACUGUGUCGCCAUCGCAUGCGAUCUUCGCCUCGGUCUCCAGGCUCUGACUGUGUCCAACAAUUUCCCCAAGAUCUUCCAGUACGGCGACGUCUUCUUAGGUCUCACUGGCCUGGCUACCGAUGUUAACACCGUGAGCGACCUCUUCCGCUACAAGGUCAACAUGUAUCGCCUGCGUGAGGAGCGCUCCAUCGCCCCUCGAACUUUUGCCAACCUCGUUUCCUCAUCUCUCUACGAGCGCCGUUUUGGACCUUACUUUGUGUCUCCUGUCGUUGCUGGUCUUGAUCCUAAGACUGGCAAGCCUUUUAUCUGUGGUUUCGAUAGUAUUGGCUGUAUCGACUUUGCCAAGGACUUCAUUGUCUCUGGCACCGCUUCGGAGCAGCUCUUUGGCAUGUGCGAGGGUCUCUGGGAGCCUGAUCUGGAACCCGAUGCCCUCUUUGAGACCAUCUCUCAGUCGUUGCUCAACGCUGUUGACCGUGAUGCCCUUUCGGGCUGGGGUGCCCACGUUUACAUUAUCGAGAAGGACAAGGUUACCAAGCGAUUACUAAAGGGACGACAGGACUAGAGCGUCGGUGUAAUGGACAAAUCCACACGAAUAGAGCGGGACAAGGAGUGGUUUAUGUACCUUGUAUGAAUAGAUACUCGGCCAAUAUCAACCGCUGGGUAAUGAGAAUGCACGUCUUCGUCUUGCUGUCAACUCUCUUCGUGCCACAAGCUUCGAUACUCUAUGAGUGAAUGAAUUCACGGUUUGAUUUAACUCUAUCAAUUGGCCAGUAUCGUCAUUGCCCUCUUCUAUGGGGAUCAAAUCCAUUGCGAGACUUAAUAUUCAGCUCAUUCUACUCGAGCAGGACCGCAAAGGCUUCGCAAGGUGCCAGUUUAGUCUCGCCACUGUUUAAAUCAUCAACUGCCCUUCCAGCAGAGCUGACCAGCACCUCUCGAGUCUUGCCAGGCAAAGACCACGCAACUGUAUCAGUUGUGAAGUUACAUACGAUGAGAGCAGUCUCUCCGUUGCCGGCCCUUCGUGAGUAUGCAAAGACCUUCUCGUUGGACUCGUCAACGAGUUGGAAGUUUCCAUAUACAAAUAUGUCUAGGAACUCCUUUCGUCUCUGCAGAACCUUGCGGUAGCAGCCAUACACAGAGUUGGGGUCUGAAGUCUGGGAUGCAGCGUUGAUUUCCUUGUAGUUAUCAUUGACUCUCAUCCAAGGCUUAGCAUCAGCAGUAGUAAAGCCAGCGUUGGGGCUUGCGUCCCAUUGCAUGGGAGUUCUGGCAUUGUCACGAGAC